Molecule: messenger RNA, 2996 nt
Organism: Schistosoma rodhaini
Lineage: Eukaryota; Metazoa; Platyhelminthes; Trematoda; Strigeidida; Schistosomatidae
Source: the annotation of a GenBank genome assembly
AUCAAGCUUAAAGUAAAUAGGUUUGAGUGAUAAUAAUUUCGUUCACAAAAUUACAGGUUUGUGUAAAUAUAGGUGAAAUUCAACCAAUUUAUUCUCAAUUAAUCAACUGCUUUCAGAAGCACAUACUGCCAUAUUCACCAAAGUGAACAACCGUUUGACUUAUCACAGUUCCUACUAAAUAAUUUUAAUUUCUCCUCAUUGAUGUGACUUGGCACAAUCACUGUAAGGUAAUCGAACUUUAAUUUUAAAGGCAACCGAUAUAGUUCUACUUAUAAAUAUUUACAUACAAAUAUCCAUACUAAGUACCAAUGCCUGGAUGAAGGGGCUGUAGGUUAUUCUAGUCAUACGGUGACAUCAAAUUCAAUCAUAUUUAUUAAGCGAAUUGUAUUAGUGAAGUUACUAUUACAACGUAUUAUUCAAAUACUUAUUGCAACUUCGUUCUUUGUUCAUUUUAAGUAGAACCGUACAAUGUUAAGAUCCAUUUAUAUAAUAUGUUACUAUUUUACAUUUCCAUAUCUACGUUCGUUUCAGUUUCUUUAUUCUAAAAAUCCAUUUUCCUCAUUUCAAAAUAAAUAGAGACCUUUCUAACCAUCUUCGAGCAUAUUUGGAGAUGUGUUUGGUAAGAUAGUCUCAUUCUCAUUAAUCUAUAUCUUACAUAGUUCAGUUAAGAUAUCUGAGGAUCAUCGGUAAUCUUACACAGUGUGUCCCACAACCCUUUUAAUUAAUCUUUAUUCGAUUAGUGAGUUAUAUCCAUAUCCAAUCUGCCAAUGUUUAUCUGAAAGUUGAUUUACAUGGUUGAGUCUCCAAUUUCUGUGAAUAUUUAAUGGAGUUAACAUCUUAGACAUUCUGUUUAUGUAGCUUGACUUCCCUGUUAUAACAUGAAAUAAUUGGUGCAAAAGAGCGUUAAUAAAGUCUUAAACUGAGAACCAUAAACUUUAAGUGAAAACCUUUUUCCUCCAGUGUUUUGUUUUUUCAAAUCCAUUUAGUGCCACACCUCGAUCCGGAUAAUAAAUAUACAACUGUUACCUAAACACACUCACACAUGGAGAUAUGUUUCUUAAUAUAGCUUGACUGACAGUUCCCAUUGUACAAAAUUAUUGUGACCGUACAGUGGAUGCAUGAAUCUGUACUUUGUUGUUGAACUUCAUUACUUCUAUAUUUACUUCAAUGUGGUAAAUAUGUGUUAACUACAAACAUUUUUAUGAGUUUCUAUUCAAACGGAAGUCUACGUUCUAAUAGUUUAAUUGUGUUGAAAUAGUCUCACAUCAUAGUGUUAUAAUGUAAUUUUAAGUCAGUAUAGAAAUUUCCAAAUGAACUUUAAUUACAAUCUGUUCCCAAUCCUAACUGGCAUUAAUAAGCGUAAAUCCCUUGAUCGAUAUGAAAGAAUUGGAAAUUUGUUAGAACAGUUUUUAAAAGGAAAGUUGCAGCAUAUUCACAAAUUUACUAAUUUACCAGACGGUUAUUUUCUUAUUGAUGAAAUUAUUCAAUUACCUGAAUUCAAAAAAGAACAUUGUACAUAUGAUGAAAUUAUUGAUGUUGUUCAUAAUGAUGCGUUAUUACGAUUCAGUGUUAGAGGAUCAAAAGUUCGCUUGAAACCGCCUGAAUUAAAUAAAGACCCUGAUGUAAUUUUAUCAAAAAAGUUAGCUUGGAUUUUACGUCAUGGAGCAGAGAAUGUCGGAAUGAAAUAUGAACCUGGUGGUUACCUUUAUGUGGAUAAAAUACUUCAAUUGAAACCGUUUCAAGGGGUUCGACUGGAAGAUAUUUCACGUGUUGUUAAUUCGAACGAUAAAAAACGCUAUGAACUGUCGACAAAUCCUGAAAAUGGUCUGUUAAGAAUUAGAGCUUAUCAAGGUCAUACUGUUACAAUCGAAGGAUUAGAUAUUGCGUUAAUUGAAAAUCCUGAAGAUUAUCCAACUGUUAUCCAUGGUACAUAUUUUCGUAAUUGGGAUUCAAUACGUAAAGAGGGCUUAAAACGUAUGCAACGUACUCAUAUACAUUUUGCACCGGGUGAAGUUGGUGAAACUGGUGUGAUUAGUGGUAUGCGUUCAAGUGCUGAGAUUAUUAUCUAUAUUGAUUUGAUUAAAGCAAUAAAUGAUGGAUAUAAAUUCUACAUAUCAAAAAAUAAUGUUAUUCUAUGUGAAGGAAAUAAAGAAGGUUGUUUACCGACGACAUAUUUUCGUGCAGCUUAUCAACGUAAUCCACGUCUUAAACUUUCACUCACUCCCAAUCCUAAUGAUGAUGAUGAUGAUGAUGAUGAUGAUGAUGAUGAUGAUGAUGAUGAUGAUGAUGAUGAUGAUGAUGAUGAUGAUGAUGAUGAUGAUGAUGAUGAUGAUGAUGAUGAUGAUGAUGAUGAUGAUGAUGAUGAUGAUGAUGAUGAUGAUGAUGAUGAUGAUGAUGAUGAUGAUGAUGAUGAUGAUGAUGAUGAUGAUGAUGAUGAUGAUGAUGAUGAUGAUGAUGAUGAUGAUGAUGAUGAUGAUGAUGAUGAUGAUGAUGAUGAUGAUGAUGAUGAUGAUGAUGAUGAUGAUGAUGAUGAUGAUGAUGAUGAUGAUGAUGAUGAUGAUGAUGAUGAUGAUGAUGAUGAUGAUGAUGAUGAUGAUGAUGAUGAUGAUGAUGAUGAUGAUGAUGAUGAUGAUGAUGAUGAUGAUGAUGAUGAUGAUGAUGAUGAUGAUGAUGAUGAUGAUGAUGAUGAUGAUGAUGAUGAUGAUGAUGAUGAUGAUGAUGAUGAUGAUGAUGAUGAUGAUGAUGAUGAUGAUGAUGAUGAUGAUGAUGAUGAUGAUGAUGAUGAUGAUGAUGAUGAUGAUGAUGAUGAUGAUGAUGAUGAUGAUGAUGAUGAUGAUGAUGAUGAUGACGAUGAUGAUGAUGAUGAUGAUGAUGAUGAUGAUGACGAUGAUGAUGAUGAUGAUGAUGACGAUGAUGUUGAUGAGUAUGAUAAUUAUGAAGCGGUUGAUGAACAAUAUGGAUAUCAUGAGCUUCGUAAUGAUGAUGAUGAUAAGUAA